Molecule: messenger RNA, 1071 nt
Organism: Girardinichthys multiradiatus
Lineage: Eukaryota; Metazoa; Chordata; Actinopteri; Cyprinodontiformes; Goodeidae
Gene: mmab
Product: metabolism of cobalamin associated B
Exons: 10
Coding region: 268-879 (203 amino acids)
Molecular function (GO): corrinoid adenosyltransferase activity
Source: RefSeq, a predicted model, not a curated record
GUACCUUGUUAAUUUUGUCCUUCACCCUGGCAACAAGUACCUUGGUGCUCCGUGGUACUUUGGUGUUGGUGAGGAGGAUUCUUAACAACGGCACCCUGGCAGUAAGAAAGAUCGGAGAGUUCAGAGAUCUGCUGAUGAGGGGCGUUGUCUACUCCUGAGGGAUUUCCAUGGACGAUCUUCUCAGCUUGGAAAGCCCAACUGUUGAUGAGCUCCAGAUCCUCCUGACACCAUCUGCAGUCAGUUCACAACGACACAGGGUACUGUUUAAUGAGCGAUCACAAUUACAGCAGUUAUGCCACUGAAGACAACAAGUCCCCCAAAAUAUACACUAAAACUGGAGAUAAAGGUUUCUCCAGCACAUUCACAGGGGAAAGGAGACCAAAGGAAGAUCACAUUUUCGAAGCUUUGGGAAACACAGAUGAGUUGUCUUCAGCUAUAGGAUUGGCCCGAGAAUUUUGCCUUGACAAAGGUCACAUAUUCACAGAUCAGCUGGACAAGAUCCAGUGCAUUUUACAAGAUGUGGGCUCCAAUAUUGCUACUCCUCAGUCAUCUGCAAGAGAAAGCCAUAGAAAGAGAACAAAAUUCAGUCCUCAGACAAUCACUGACCUGGAAACGUGGAUUGAUCAUUUUACAGAGGAACUCCCACCACUGACUAACUUCAUUUUACCUUCUGGUGGGAAGAGUAGUGCAGCAUUGCACUUAGCUCGGACAAUCUGUCGGAGAGCAGAGCGCAGUGUUGCUCCUAUUGUGCGUUCUGGGGAGGCGGAUCCAGAUGUUGCCAAGUUCCUCAACAGGUUGAGCGACUACCUGUUCACAGCUGCCAGAUAUGCAGCCAUGAAGGAAACCAGAGAGGAAAAGAUCUACAGGAGACCUGAAUGAACACCUAUAAAUUAAAAUCCUUGCCUUUGCGAUGAGGGAUGCGGAUACUCUAGUUGUGUUGUAGAUAUUUAUACAUACAAAAGUGUUUUUAGUUCAGACAAAAUGAACCAGUUAAGCAGUGCAUGUAUAUCAAAGUUAUAAUUUUACUCAAACUCAGCAGUUCAUCAUAUAAACCUAAAAUAAUGUAAUUAA